AUGCUGCCCCGUCGAAUUGUUCCGGCCACGCCCCUGCGCAGGGCCGCCCUCGCGGCCGCACGGCGCACACUUCUUCCCGCUGUGCAGCAGCGCACCUUUAUUCCCGAAUCCAUCAACGGCCGCCGCGUCAUCGAUGAAAAGUACCCGGAGCCGCCGCGCCUGACCGAGGCCGAGGACCCGCUGAUGAACGGCGGUUUCGUGCAGCCGGCGCCCGUCAAGCGGCAGUUCCGCGACCCGCACGGCGACUGGUGGGACAAGCAGGAGCGCCGCAACUACAACGAGCCGGUGCACGAGGACUACGACCAGCUGGGCAUGUUCACGCCCUACGAGUACACGUGGACGACGACGGGCAAGGGCCUGGCACAGAUUGGCGCGUUUCUCGCCGUGUUCCUGGCCGUGGUCUACACCGUGAAAGAGACGUACCCGGACCGCGUGACGGUGCCGCGGACGUUUGAGGGUGGUCUGGAGCGGGAGCUGGGCGGCUCCGGUGCCUUGCGGGCGCGGAGUCCCGAGGACGAGGCGGCGGAGGAGGUAUAA
Molecule: messenger RNA, 537 nt
Organism: Sporothrix brasiliensis 5110
Lineage: Eukaryota; Fungi; Ascomycota; Sordariomycetes; Ophiostomatales; Ophiostomataceae
Product: NADH dehydrogenase (ubiquinone) 1 beta subcomplex 8
Exons: 2
Coding region: 1-537 (178 amino acids)
Cellular component (GO): mitochondrion
Source: RefSeq, a predicted model, not a curated record